AUUUAGUUAACAUUAAAAUGUUUGAGGAUACCAAGUCAUAUAUUCCCUCUGAAAUGGGGAGCAUGAAGAUCAGAGAUAUUCCAGAGCACCAUAAAGGGUUCAAGAACCAAUGGGGAGCUUUGUUAGACCAGCAGGCAGAAAUCCAACGCUUGGCUGACGAACAAGAGAAACAUAAUCAACUAGCCAAAAAUAAUAAGUAUAAAGACGAACUUAAAGCCCAACUUGCUUUGAAGGACAGUGAGCGUAGACUAGAGAAACAAGUCAGGCAGAACCCUAAUGAGCAAAAAUUGUUAUCAGAUGACUACAAAAGGUUCGAACAGAAGGAAUUUGACCGCAUGAACAUGGGCAGGUCAAAGAGCAAACAAGUCAUGCUUGAGAACCAACACAUUAUUAAGAUGAGACAGAACGAAUAUAUUAACACUAAGGAAAUGGAUAGGGAUAUGUUCAAUCGUCAAGCUAUGGAAGACAAUCUUCAUGCCGAAAAAGCCAACCAGGAGAAGAAGAAAUGGCAUGAUUGGCAAAAAGAAUCCCUCAAGAACAAUUAUGAACAACAAAUGCAGAGGAAGGACUACCUCACUAGAAUGGAGAAGGAGAAAGAUAGGGUGUAUGCUGAUCAAUACAAACAUUCAGUAGAAGCUUAUGAGAAAAACCACAAUGAUACCUUGAAUAACUUGAGAAGAAGAAAUAAUGAAAUCAUGGACCACCAAAUAGCAACUGUUAUUCCAAACGUUAACGACAAGAGGAAGGAUGAUGCAGUUAACAAGAUGAAGAAACAGUUUGAGAGUACUGAAAAGGAGACCCUCAUGAAAGAGUUAAAGAGGCUAAACCACAGAAAUAAAGAGGCCCAAGAAACCUCAAAAAUGCUCAAACUACAAAUGGACAUGAGAAAGAAGAAGUAUGAGUCUGAUGUUAAUGAAGAGAAGCACUAUAAGAAUUAUGUUGACAACACAAUUAACAUGCUAGGCGAGAGAGAUAGAAAAAUGGCACAAGAGAAGGAACAAAUCAGGCAAACAUAUGCUAAGGAGUUAGAAUCUCAGAUAAAAGAACAUAAUGACAAAGAGAAGAGGAUUUAUAACGAAAUGGACGAACGAAGCCUAAAACUUAACCAAAGAGGCCUAGCAGCUUAUGAGACCGGAGAAAGAGCAACUGGACUAUUCAAGCUUCCUGGGAUUGACAGGGAAUCAAAAGAUAAUAGAGAGUACUUUGGGCGUUAUGCGAAGAGAAAAGAGGGGUCAAGAUUUGGAGGAUCUCUUGCUAAUAGUCAUACUGGACCCUUAAGUGAAAGGAUGAAUAGAGAUUUACCUAAGACAUCAGAAGAGUACCUUUCAAGAAGAAGAUCAUCAAGAGGAGCCUUUUCACCAAAGAGCCAUACUUCCAAUAUUUUAGGUCAGCCGAUCAACAACAAUAGUAAUAAGAAUAUACCAUCAUUGGGAAAUUACAAGUCUGUGGCAAACCUUCAGACUCCACAUAAAGUCCUUCCAACUGCUGACUCCCAGAGAGGACUCAAUGAUAUGAAUGUGUUAACAAGGAAGAGUACAACAAUGUUAUCAGCAAGGAAAGAAGAAGUGCCUGAAUACCAGCCUACUGAAAGAGAUCAUACCGCUAGGAGAAGUAAUCCAGUGAACGAGUCAAAUCUUGUCAAAGCUACUGCUGAGAAGCCAGAAAUAAAGAAGGAAAUUAUAAAGAAGCCAGCUACUCAAGCUAAGCCAAAAAUGGAGCAGGGUAAAUUCUCUGUUAAAAAAGAUCUGCACUCUCUUGCUGAUAUUGACACUCAGUUGAACCAAAGAGUCUUGGGAUCUAUGCGAGGAGGAACCUUCAAACUCAAUAGUAAUAAUUAAGGACUAACAGCUGGGAGCCAUGGCAGCUAUGCCUAGUCAUAGUUAUUUCAAUUUUGGAUAAUUAUU
This is a messenger RNA of Moneuplotes crassus, 1904 nucleotides long. Lineage: Eukaryota; Ciliophora; Spirotrichea; Euplotida; Euplotidae. The record is from the annotation of a GenBank genome assembly.